CGCAUGCGCGCUCCGCCCGUUGCCGCGCCGGCCCUGCGGACGUGCGCGCGCUGCCUUCGCGGCACCUGGGCCUAAGGUGCGUGGCUCCCGGGCCCUCGCCAGCUCCAGGUGCGUGAGGAGGACUUCGGAAACCCUACUGAGACGUGGAGCUACCCCCAGGGAGGGUCGGACGUGCCUCAAUUUCGUCAAGGUCUUUCAUUUCUUGUUCGCUUACUUUCCUGAAAUCGUCACAUCGUUUUGAUGAUACUACUAGUCAAGACAAGAAAAUCAACAGGCUUUCAGCCUUGAGGCAACACUGGAUUUUAUUGAGUUUAACAUAAGAAAAAUUGCACUUUUUUAAUUAAUGUUAUCAACAAAAAAAUCAGUUGAAAUGGGAUUUGGAAUUCCAUGAGUGCGUAAGACAUCUGUGGAAUUUAAGAACAUUAUGGAGCUCAUCAGAGUAUAUCACUGAAGAAUAUGAUGGCUGAAAACAAUUUAAAAAUGCUAAAGAUUCAACAAUGCGUGGUAACCAACAAACUCCCUAGAAACAGGCCAUAUAUUUGCAAUAUUUGCUUCAAGCACUUUGAAACACCAUCAAAAUUAGCUAGGCACUAUCUCAUUCAUACUGGCCAAAAGCCAUUUGAAUGUGAUGUAUGUCAUAAAACCUUUAGACAACUAGUUCAUCUGGAGAGGCAUCAGCUAACUCAUAAUCUGCCUUUUAAAUGUAGUAUUUGUCAGCGCCACUUUAAAAAUCUGAAGACAUUUGUGAAGCACCAACAACUUCACAAUGAAACCUAUCAGAAUAAUGUUAAACAGGUCAGAAGAUUGCUGGAGGCCAAGCAAGAAAAGUCAAUGUAUGGAGUGUAUAAUACUUUUACCACACAGGAAAGAUGGGCAUUACACCCGUGCUCUAAGUCCGAUCCCACAUAUAGCAUGAAGAGAAGAAAGAAUAUUCAUGCAUGUACGAUCUGUGGCAAGAUGUUUCCAUCACAGUCAAAACUUGAUAGGCAUGUACUUAUUCAUACUGGUCAGAGGCCUUUUAAAUGUGUCUUGUGUACUAAAUCUUUUCGACAGUCAACUCACUUAAAAAUCCACCAACUUACACAUUCAGAAGAAAGACCUUUUCAAUGUUGUUUUUGUCAAAAAGGAUUUAAGAUUCAAAGCAAACUUCUGAAGCAUAAACAAAUCCAUACUAGGAAUAAGGUUUUUCGGGCUCUUUUAUUAAAGAAGAGGCGUACAGAAUCUCGCCCCCUGCCUAAUAAGUUAAAUGCAAAUCAGGGUGGUUUUGAAAAUGGUGAGAUUGGUGAAUCUGAGGAGAAUAAUCCACUUGAUGUCCACUCAAUUUAUAUUGUCCCUUUUCAGUGUCCAAAGUGUGAAAAGUGUUUUGAAUCGGAGCAGAUUCUCAAUGAACACAAGUGUUUUCCUGCUAGAGGUGGCAAAAUUUCAAGCAGGUUCAAAAGAAGCUACAACUAUAAAACCAUUGUUAAAAAAAUCUUGGCCAAGCUUAAACGUGCUAGGAGUAGAAGAUUAGAUUACUUUCGAUCUGAGAAAAAAGUAUUUAAAAAGAAUUUCUUGAAAAAUUGUGAUCUUAUUUCCGGUGAGCAGAGCUCUGAACAAACCCAGAGAACCUUUGUGGGUUCUCUUGGCAAACAUGGAACAUGUAAAACAAUUGGCAAUAGAAAGAAGAAAACAUUGGCCUUGCCAUUUUCUUGGCAAAAGUUUCAGAGCCAAAAUGUGGGAAAAAAUUUGAAAGGUAUCCUUACGACAGAAAACAUAUUAAGUAUUGAUAAUUCAGUGAGUAAGAAGGACUUGUCAAUCUGUGGUUCAUCAGGUGAGGAAUUCUUUAAUAACUGUGAGGUACUUCAGUGUGGUUUUUCAGUUCCAAGGGAAAACAUACGUACUAGACAUAAGAUAUGUCCUUGUGACAAAUGUGAGAAGGUAUUUCCUUCUAUAUCCAAACUGAAAAGACACUAUUUAAUUCAUACUGGACAGAGGCCUUUUGGCUGUAAUAUUUGUGGGAAAUCUUUUAGACAGUCAGCUCACUUAAAAAGACAUGAACAGACUCAUAAUGAAAAGAGUCCUUAUGCAUCUCUUUGCCAGCUAGAAUUUGGAAACUUGAACAAUCUUUCUAAUCAUCCAGGUAAUGAUGUUAACUAUAAUGCUUCCCAACAAUGUCAGGCUCCUGGUGUUCAAAAAUACGAGGUCUCAGAGUCAGAUCAAAUGUCAGGAGUUAAGACAAACUCACAGGAUUUUAUUCCUGGUAGCACCGGGCAGCCUUGCCUUCCUAAUGUACUUUUGGAAUCAGAGCAAAGCCAUCCUUUUGGCAGUUAUUCAGAGAAUCAGGAGAAAAAUGAAGUCUUCCUGUACCGAUGCAGUGUUUGUGCUAAAAGUUUCCGAUCUCCAUCUAAACUGGAAAGGCACUACCUAAUUCAUGCAGGGCAAAAACCAUUUGAAUGCUCAGUUUGUGGCAAAACAUUCAGACAGGCUCCUCACUGGAAGAGACAUCAACUUACUCACUUUAAAGAACGACCACGAGCUCGGGAGAAAGUGGUUGCCUUAGAUUCGGUUAUGUAAACUGAUGCAACCACUAACAAUUGUGGUCUCUGGUAAUCUCAUUUUUAAAGCCUGUAUUUAAAAUGCAUUUGUAUCCAAAGGCCUGCAUUAAACUGAAUGAUUUCACAGGCAUUUGCUUGUUCUGCAUAGUAAGGAAGUAAAAUACAUAGAAAAUUAAUACGAUGUUUAGAAACAGCCGAAUGAAUUUUUAGAGGCAAGAACAUGAUUUGAUGCUAUGAAGUAGGCAUUUUAAUAUUGUAAACAAGCUUUGGCUGUAUUGAAAAAUAUAAAUCCAUGAUGCUGUACAAAUAAUUUAGCCUCAUUCAUUUUUUAAAGGAAUUAUUCCUUAAGACAUGCCAUCUCUUUUUAGAUAAACUCAAAAGACUGAGAGGCAAAAAUUGCCUUUUAGCUGUAGCACAUAGCCCUGCUAUAUUUCAUUUAUUUUGCAUUUCUUGUGACAGUUUUUGACCACAUGGCUCAAAUUGCAUUGGAAAGUUGGAGGUUUUUUUGUUUUUGUUUUUUCUUUGCAAAUUUUAAAAACUACAGAGGCACUAAUGUUGAAAAUGGAUGAGAAAAUUAUAAUAUUUUUAUUGGUCUUUUCUAAGCUGUUUGUAUUUAGGCGUAUGUGAUAAUUUCACCUUUUUCAGGUGAUAAGGAUUUUUUUUUUUUUUUUUUUUUUGUCUAGUGCCAUCUUUCUCAAAAUAAUUUAAAAGUAGACAAGAGGCUAGGAUAUAUCCAUGUACAUUUACCAUGUUUACUUACCAGGAAUAUUUUCCAAGUGCCAUAGUCUUUUUUUUUUUUUUUCUUCAGAAUAUGUAUGCAGUUUUAUCUUUUCAGAGGAAUAAUUUCAAAUCAUUUAUUUGCUCAUCAGUGAUAGCAGUAGUCAUAGACCUAAGACUCUAUUCUAGAAUUUUUCAUCUCCUUAAGACUUUUACAUUUAUCUUAGUAAACUUUUCUUUUUAUGCCUCUUUAAUGGAGUGGUCCUAUUAUUUAAGCCUGUUCUAAGUUUGAUCAAAUGGCAAUGACUAGGUCUAGUUUUAGUUUUUACUUUUGCAAGAGUCUAAUGCUGAAGAAUUUUAUUUUGAUCCUUGUUAAAUUUUUAAAUAGUAAAGUAGUCAUUCCUGUAGAGGAAUAAGAUGCUUGUAGAGUUGUGGGUAUCAUUCCAAAUAGAACUGUUAUGUUUUGGGAAAUAUUCUAAACUACAAAUGACUUAUUUCAUAAUGACAGAUUGUCCUUCACAUUUGCCUUUGUUUAUAAAAUCUUCGGGAAUGACAUUUUCUAGCAAUAAAAGGCAUUAACCAUUAUGGUUCUAAGUGAAAAGAGGAACAUGUGGGUAGUUAUCCUACCACACUUAAAAUACAGUGGAAAAUCUUCUAUUGAGAAUGUGGAUAAAUGAACAAUUGUAAGUUUUACAUCAUAAUCUGAGAACUUUCUUUUCGGGGGGUGGGGGGGAGGCGGGAGGGGUAGUAGGUGGGAGUGAUCUGCUUGCUUUUGCCAGAGGUGAUUUUUAAGUAACUUGGGUUUAAUUUACAGAGAUAAAACAUGACAGUCUGAGUAAAAUACCCAGUGAUGUAGAAUUGUUUCUGUUUGUUACAUAGGUAGUACACCUCCAACAAAAGCGGGGGAGAAUCACAUGCUUUAAAGAAUACUCUCUUAGGUUUCCUUGAGAUAUGUUCCUCCAGUGCAAGCAAGAUAAUGGUUUACAGAAUUUGCUUUACACAAAACUUUUCAAGAACUCAUCAUCUGUUACACAAAGCAAGGAAUAACUGGUUUAUAUUUUCCAAUAAUGUUCAAGGUUUUUUCCUUAAUAUGUCUGAAAUUACUGAUUUUGGUAUUUUUCUAAGCAAUUUAUGUAAUUUUAUUUGAAGGAAAUGUUUUACAUACUCUUUUUCCCAACCUAAAGAGGGAGGGUCCUAACAGUGUUGUGCUUGUAUGAUUAUGAGACUUUAUUUGCCUAAGUGAUACUACUCUACUUUAUUUUUGACCCAUGCCUUCUUAAGCUGUUUCAUAUUGAAAGUUGGAGUAUUGUAAAAAUUUUGUCAAAGAUGUACUGUAGUGCUAUUUGAAGUACCUGUAACAAAACACAGUUGGCCCUCCAUAUCCAUGGACUCUGCAUCUGUGGAUUAAACCAAUUGUAGAUCAAAAAUAUUAGGAGAAAAAAUAUGAAAAUAGUACAAAUAAAAAAUACAGUAUAACAGUUAUUUAAAUAGCAUUUACAUUGCAUUAGGUAUUAGUCUAGAGAUAAAGUCUAAAGGAGGAUGUGCGUUGGUUAUAUGCAAAUAUGCCAUUUUAUGUAAGGGACUUGAGUAUACUUUGAUUUUUGGCGUAUGGGGAGGGGGGGUGUGUUGGGGGGGGUGAGUCCUGGAACCAAUGCCCUGUGGAUACCAAGGGACAACUAUACUUAUUUACCUUUAUUAUCAUUGCAAGCUUCUUAUGGAAACUAUAGGAAUGAAAAUAUACAUGUUAAGAAGAUUAAACAUUAGAUAUUAGAUGGUUUGUUGCAUGCUACAACUGUUAGUAUUGUUAAUUACUUUGGUUUUACAAAAAAUAAGUGAUAAAUAUCUUUAAAGAGAACUAGAAGAAUUUUUUGUUUGAGUGAUUCCAGGCUAUAGCAUGAUUAUUUACUGAAGUGGUUUGAUUGGCUGGCUAACUUAGAAUUACUGUUUCUUGUUUGAUAUUGCAAUAGGGCUUAUAAUUGUAACAUAAAAAUGUGUGUGUGUUUAAGGGAAGUAGGUGGUGGUUAAAACUCUCGAAAAAUUUUCAGAAUACUUUAAAAAUAAAGUUUCAAAUUAUACA
Messenger RNA from Cebus imitator (Panamanian white-faced capuchin), 5328 nucleotides. It is a transcript of the gene ZNF770, whose product is annotated as zinc finger protein 770. The record is from RefSeq and is a predicted model, not a curated record. Gene Ontology annotation, biological process: negative regulation of transcription by RNA polymerase II; regulation of immune system process; regulation of cytokine production. NCBI's taxonomy places the organism in Eukaryota, Metazoa, Chordata, Mammalia, Primates, Cebidae. Bases 457 to 2553 code for a protein of 698 amino acids. The transcript has 4 exons.